Suillus clintonianus is the source of this 600-nucleotide messenger RNA. RefSeq lists its product as uncharacterized. Bases 78 to 359 code for a protein of 93 amino acids. The transcript has 3 exons. The record is from RefSeq and is a predicted model, not a curated record. NCBI's taxonomy places the organism in Eukaryota, Fungi, Basidiomycota, Agaricomycetes, Boletales, Suillaceae.
AGGGCGUUCUUAUUUGACGGUCCUUGUUGACAGUAUCAUGACUUUGAAUACAGCAUGCUGAGGCAUAUACCGCUGUUAUGACCCUGAUUUCCACGAUGCUACUCCGCCUGCGCCCACCAAUACUGAUCGGUUGCUUACAAGUGAUCGUGCACGCCUCAAGCUGUCGUUUGUGCGUUCGUGAGGGAUUCUUAUGCACAGGUGUGCUGGAACACCAAACCAACUAUCCAGCGCUAGCGAAGCGCAUGCCACUCCACUUCUGUGGUGCACAGGCACAAUUUGUCAGGGCGUUCUUUGCUCGUUCCCCUUCUCUUUUCAAGUACCUCUCAAACAGUUGUUGUGACUCCGCCUUCCGAUGCUGAUGUAUUGCCAGUAAGUAGCUGACAUAAAAUGUAUUUAGGUGAUGUGCAUCACUGUCGCUCUGACGCUGGUGGGUCGAGUCUACUUGUUGUUGGGGUACACACAACAAAUAUGAUUCAACUUUCCAGCGUUAGCGAAGCACACAGUGGACGCUGUGGACGUCCUCUCCUCUCAAAUAAUUCUUGGUUGACUCCAGGGCGUCAAUACAUUAGAAUCCUCGGGGAACUAACAUUCACCAUCAUG